AUUGCAUAGCAAAAAGCUAUAAUAUUUUGGCGAUGAUUUACUAAUCUUUAUCCCAUUCAAUUAAUUUUUUUAUGCCUUAUAAAUAUUCCAAAACAACUUAUUAAAUAUGUAUUAUGGUAGUAGCAAUUCGGAUGAAUCAAGGGUUAUCGAGUGGAUUAACAAUGCAUCAAUAUCGGUUAAUACAGCAGAAAAAAUUGAAUUACUACAUAAAAUUCAAGAAGUUGUCAUUAACAAGUCACCAAAUUUAUUAUUACGAUUAUUGUCAGAUAUUCUAACAUUUACAACAGAUCGAGAUGCUGAAGCUCGAAAAUGGCUUGUGGGAUUUAUGGAAGAAGCUUGUAAAAAAAAUCAUCAAGCAAUCGAAACAAUCAUGCCUAAUCUACAUAUGUUAUUGUGUGAUGAAUCUUCCGUACAAGUUCAAAAACGUGUUAUACAAGCUGCAAAAUCAAUUUUUAAAAAUAUGCUAAUUUGGCUAUCAAAAGAUUCUCAAAUCACUGAAUCGAUGGAGCAAGCAUGGAAUCAAUUUAGUUCUAUUAAGUUGGAAAUAUUAAACAUGAUUGAUAGUGAUAAUGAUGGAAUUCGUACGAAUUCAGUAAAAUUUCUUGAGUCGGUUGUACUCAUUCAAACUUAUCCCGAACAAGGGGCUACACGAAACGAGAGUGAUUUUUCAUUAGAAGACAUUCCAUUAACAUUAAAAUUUGCCCGUCGGAGAAAAUUAGAAGAGGAAGCUAAUCACAUAUUCACUCUACUCAUAAAAUUCCAUGGAUCGGCUCACAUAAGCAGUGUAAAUUUAAUGGCAUGUAUGGGUGCGGUAUGUAGAAUAGCAAAAGCACGUCCUGAAUUUAUGCCACGAGUAGUGAUUGCCCUGGAACAAUUACUUUCAAAUUUACCACCAACGUUAACACCAUCUCAAGUGAGCUCAGUGAAGAAACAUAUGAAGUUACAAUUGAUAAACAUUUUAAAACAUCCUAGUUCAUAUGAAUUACAACAUACAAUUAUUGCAACAUUAAACGAACUGGGUGUUAGCGCUCAAGAAAUAAAUCGUGCUUUACCAAAAUUAGAUGAACAUCAACGUAAAAAAUAUGCUAAACGUAACAUUGAAACCAUAACCAAUCAACAAUCACCGUCAGUACCUUUAGCAAAACGUCCUCGUUUAGAAAUGACACCUGAAUCACGUGAAAUAAUUAUUGAAGAUACAGAAAAACCAAAAGAGAUGGCAUUGAAAAUGAAUGAACAAUUUAUUUUUGAUAAUUUAAACAAUGAGACUGUCACCCAAAUUGUUAUGAAAACAAUGCAUUCAUUACCAAAUGUAAUGCCAUCACAUUUUAGCUCGAAUUAUACACCAGUUGCAAAUCCUGGAACAUCAUCACAACUGCGAAAAUUAGCUAAAUUAUUAGCUGUACAAUUUACUGAAGCUGGUGUUGGGCCAGGAUGUAGUAAUAGUAAUACGGCGGCGACUGUUACUGCUUCGGUUACAGUAAACGACAAUCGAAUGGAUGAAGAAAUAGUUAAAGAAAUUAAGAAAGAAGUAAUUGAUCCUGAAGAAGAAAAAGCGAUGAAUAAAGGUAAAGAUGAAGAAAAAGCAAUUCGAAAGCCACGUAUAAAAACAUUACGAUUAGAUCAAAUAACGAAACCAUUGACAUUAGAUACACGACAAUAUUUAUUAGAAACAUCCGUUAAAAGAAUAUUACGUGCUGAACAAGCUGCAAUUAAAUCGGGUGCAUCUGUUUUACGUAAUAAAAUAAUUACAACUUUAGCUAGUACAUUUGGUCCAUCUGUACGUGAAACAGUUUUAGCAUUCAUUCUAGAAGAUCUAAAAGCACAUAUUGACAUAGCAUUAGCUUGGUUAUAUGAAGAAUAUAGCUAUAUGCAAGGAUUCAGUCGUAUGACAAACGUUUUGAGGCGUGAUGGCAAACCAAAUCAAAGUUACAACGAUUUAUUAUGUGCUAUAUUAACAAAUUUAGAAGGUGAAAUUAAAGAUCGUGAUUUACUAUUAUCACGAAUUGUUUUAGAAGCACCGCUAAUAACUGAAGAAGCUGUUGAUAUAUUAAAAAGAGUAUGUAUUCAAGAGAAUCGUGCAAGUGCUAUCAUGGCACUAUUAUACGAUUUAAUAUCGCGACGUCCGACAAAAGCAAUUAUAUUCGUUCACGUUUUAUUACAUCAUACAUCUCACGAGAAUACAAUUGUCCGUGAAGAGGCUACUACACGUGUUCUACAAUUAUAUAAGCGUUCUGGUAAAGAAUUUCAAAGUGUUAUCGAAGAGCAAGCAAUUGUUUAUUUAGAUUUCCUGACACAAUCACAACCUCCACCAAUUUUAUUCGGUGAAGAUGUUGGACGUCCAAAAAUUAUUGACAAUUGGAACGAUGAAACAUGUAAAGCAUGUCUUUAUCUUUAUUUAGCACUUUUACCAAUCAAGGAAACCUUAAUUCAUGAAUUAUCGCGAAUAUAUACACAAACCACAGCGGAUACAAAACGUAUUAUAUUACGUUUACUCGAACAACCUGUGCGGGGUAUGGGAAUGGAUUCCCCUGAAUUAUUAACACUCGUUGAAAGUUGUCCAAAAGGUGCUGAAACGUUAGUGACUCGUGUUAUACAUAUAUUAACUGAUCGUGGACCGCCUAGUGCAGUACUUGUAUCAAAAGUACGGGAAUUAUAUCAAACACGAGUGUCAGAUGUACGCUUUUUAAUACCGGUGUUAAAUGGUUUAACGAAAAGAGAAAUUAUUGGGGCAUUACCGAAAUUGAUUAAAUUGAAUCCAGUGGUGGUGAAAGAAGUUUUUAAUCGUUUAUUAGCUGGUCAUUCUGAUGGUCCUAUUACACCUGCUGAAUUAUUAAUUGCAUUACACUCAAUUGAUCAAUCAAAAGCUGAUUUAAAAACGGUCAUGAAAGCAACUUCAUUAUGCUUUGCUGAGAAACAUAUUUAUACACAAGAAGUUUUGGCUGUAGUCAUGCAACAGUUAAUGGAUGUAACACCGUUACCUACGCUUUUAAUGCGAACUGUAAUACAAUCACUAUCGUUAUAUCCACGUCUCUCUGGGUUCGUUAUGAAUAUAUUGCAACGAUUGAUAUUAAAACAAGUAUGGAAACAAAAGGUAGUAUGGGAAGGUUUUAUUAAAUGUUGUCAGCGUACAAAACCACAAAGUUUUCAAGUUUUAUUACAAUUACCAACAGCACAAUUAGCUGAAGCGUUGUCAAUAUGUCCCGAUUUACAGAAACCAUUGUCAGAACAUGUGAAAUCAUUCACUGAAUCACAACGGGCACAUUUACCAGCAUCUAUUAUGGAUGUUCUAAGUGGAAAAAUAGCAGCAACUCCUGCUGUCUCUGAAGUUGUUACCCCAAAAAUUGAGUCUGCAAAUGAUGUUUUACCGAAUGAGCCAUUGCCGCCUGGUAUGGAUUAAAAAUAAUUUCAAAAUAGGACUGUUUUGUGAAACUACGAAACUUCAACUUUCAAGUCAAGCACGUCAUGGAAAGGUAUAAAAUCUUGUAUACUAUGAAAAAUUGUCAAAUUCGUUAGAGGGAGCUUGAAGAAGGCGAUAGUUUGCGGUCUUCUUUCAUCUUCAUGGAAAAGAAUAAGAGCAAUACUUUAGUAAAUGUAAUUUAUAAAAUCCAUUGUGUUUAUUUUCUCGUUAAUUCUUUGUACCACAUCGCUGAUUUUUCUUGGCCACCGAAUUGCAUCUAAUUAUUACUCGGAUAACCUAGAUGCUUAAUUAUCUAUUCCCGGAAAAUCAAACGUCCUUAUUUGUCCUUUUAUUUUCGAAUUAAUUUUUAAAAACACGUAGAUAGCUCAACUAAGGGGCCAUCCAUAAAUUACGUUACAUCAAUUUUACGAUUUUGAAUCCCUCUUUCUCCCUUGCCACAGAUGGUCACAUUUUUUAAGCUCCUCCUAAAUUCUUAAUAAAAAUCUUUAAUAAAAUCAAGAUUAAAUCAAAUAAUUUAAAUAAUAGACAGAACAAAAGAUUAAUUAAGUUAAGACAAACGAAUGAUUACGUUAAUAAAAUAUUUAUGUCAAAAAUAUCCGUAGUAUCAACAUCUUUUCUUCCAUCCACAUAGCGUUAUCAUCAUUCGAAUUUUUCGGGCACGUCUAACCUUUUCUUGUUUAAAAAAAUUUAUAGUAUGGGAAAAUUUAGAAAGGGAGUAUAAUAAUAACUUGGUUUUUAUGAAUUAGUUUUUUUUCUUUUUACAUAUAAAUUUUGCGUUCAUAUUUUAAAUUUUAAUAUGUGAAGUCACAAAAUUUUCGACUCCUCUUACUCUUUAUGACACAUUGCCACAUUUUGAUGGCCCCUCCAACCUCCCUUGACGUCCGACGUAAUUAAUGGAUGGUCUCUAAUCUAGAAUGUGUAAAAAAUGUUGUCUUAUGCUCAUUUAAAUCUUUGCAUUUCGCAAUUUUUAAUAGUUUACUUUCUUAUUAUUCUUUCUUCUAAGUUUCGUUUAUUCUCGGGUUUUUUCAAAUUAUUUUUCUGUAUUUUACUAUUUUACAUAUAAAGUGUAAUUUCAAUCUAAACAAUUGCAAUUUUCAUUUGAUAAUUUUCAAGUUUAUGAGUUAAAUAUUUCCAAGAAUAUUGAUUAAGCCUUGGAGGCGUUAGAAAUUUAAGUAAAUAGUAUUGGGCAUACAAUCUUAAAAUCAAUGAUCAUACUUAGAUGUAAAUUUAUACAAGAUGUCACAGCAAUAAGGCACAUCCUUGUUGCAUCAGGUAGAAAAUAAAAUUCUAAGGUGAAAAGUCAUCUUCCAUUUGUUGAUUCUAUGGAGGGGCGGGUGGCGAGGGGCGGGUGGCUCCCUACAAAUUCACACACUUGCACACGUACUCAUACGUAUACGCCAUCGUAACGUUGACGCUCUCGCAGUUUCUUACCACUCCCUCCUACUAAUUAUUCGUGAAUCGGAUCCAAAAAUGGAAAAUGACUUUUCGUCUUAGAAUUUUAUUUUCUAUCUGAUGGCUGUUACUUCUGGGACAUCCUGUAUAUCUAUCCUUCACUCUCUUUACAAAUAAAUAUAUUUCUCUAUUUAACUUAUUGUUGAAUACUAAAUUAAAGUAUGACAUUGUGUUUCUAACUCUUCCAUGGUUAGCUUUAACCCGGCGUCAUUGUGACAAUCAAACAGAACAUAGCCUUGUAGUCGGGUAUACGAGUAUUUUAUUAGUUUUCUAUAUUAGGGAAAUAGGUAGUUAAAUAAAAUGGGCAUAUUAUCAUCAAAAAUGUAAAAAAGUUAACUGUAUAUAAUAUAAAUAAAUAUUACAUGGCCAUUGUAGCCGAGUAUAACUAACCUGCUCGCUCUUCAAAGACGUGAGACCUGCAAACUCCACUACUAAAUAUAAUAGCUAAUACUUUCGUAAAAUCGUGAAAGUUAUGCAAUUCAUUAUUUAAAAAAAAAAAUUAAUAAAUAAAUACGUUGUAUUUAUAAAUGUUACGUGGCUAUUGUGGCCGGGUAUAACUCAUCCGCGUGCUCUUCGCAUACAUGCAAACUUUACCGUAGCCGCAGCGACAUUAAAUAGAAUAGCUUAAUACGCUCAAAGAGGUCAAGGGUCGCAGUUACUGUGAGCGUCAAAUAACGCAAAAUAAUUAUUAGGGUUUUAAAAACCGUCGCGUCGGGUAUUUGACACCCGAGAACAGUGACGCCAGGUUAAUGGUAAAAAAUUUAAAAAAUCAUUGCUCUAUCAAAUAAAUAAAAAUGAAACGGUUAAAUUAAACAAUUCAAAUAAACAACAAUGUUUUCACAUAUAUAGAGAUUUUGUUUAAAAUUAUAAUUUGUAAUUUAGAAAUAUAAAUAUA
This is a messenger RNA of Chrysoperla carnea, 5765 nucleotides long. RefSeq names its product symplekin (gene Sym). The record is from RefSeq and is a predicted model, not a curated record. NCBI's taxonomy places the organism in Eukaryota, Metazoa, Arthropoda, Insecta, Neuroptera, Chrysopidae. Gene Ontology annotation, cellular component: mRNA cleavage and polyadenylation specificity factor complex. The transcript has 6 exons. Bases 107 to 3397 code for a protein of 1096 amino acids.